AUGUGGGUGAACUGCACUGUGGGGUUGGGAUGGCUGCUGGUCACUCUGUCUCUUGCCAUUGCUUCACACAAGCCAUCUUUCAUCACCGAAAACUGUUACUCCUGGGAUUCUCUGUCCCAAGCCGUCGAUUCCCUGUAUGUCAGGGCAGCACAGCUCAAAGCGACAGUCCCAGAAGACAGCAUUAAAAAUAUACGAUUAUUAAAAAAGGAAACAAAAGAGCUGUUUUUGACAAAUUGCAGAUUCCAAGAACAGCUUCUGUCCUUCUUCAUGGACGAUGUUUUUGGUCAACUCCAAUUACAAGCUCUCAAGGAUACUGACUUUGUGGAAGACUUUCAUAGUUUUAGGCAGAAAUGGAGCCGUUGUAUUGCCUGUGCUUCCUCAGUCAGAGAGAUGAAAUCCAUUACCAGGAUGAAAAGAACGUUUUAUGGGAUUGGAAACAAAGGAAUCUACAAAGCGAUUGGUGAACUGGAUAUUCUUCUGUCCUGGAUUAAAAAGUUCUUGGAAAGCAUUCCAGAAAUCAAGAAGCCAAGCAUAGAGAUUUGA
This is a messenger RNA of Lepus europaeus (European hare), 543 nucleotides long. RefSeq names its product interleukin 26 (gene IL26). NCBI's taxonomy places the organism in Eukaryota, Metazoa, Chordata, Mammalia, Lagomorpha, Leporidae. The transcript has 5 exons. Bases 1 to 543 code for a protein of 180 amino acids. The record is from RefSeq and is a predicted model, not a curated record.